GAUCCGGUUCAGUUUUUGCACCGUGCCUGGAGGGCGGGCUCGCGGGCCGCUAAUGCAGCCAGCUCAGGCAGAAGCAGAAGUGCAGCGUUUCUGCCCGCUUCAGCUUCAACCGCGGAAAAUUUUGUGCAAACUCCAAAAGAGGUCAUCAAAUGGGACACCAUAAAUGACGUGAAGGUAGCAGUACUUUCAUGUCUCAACUCUGCGCUGUGCUGUUGGCUUGUGUCUGCGUCGAUGAAGUGAAGGCUGAGUCAGAGAAACAGCAGUGUUUGUUGUGUGAGGUGAGUCCAUUAUGGAGGAAGAAGCUGCUCAGCUGGAUUUGAGUCACCUGACUGAGGUGGAACAAACCAUGAUUUUAAACGUGUUGCUGAGGGAUGCUGAGUUACGUCAGCGAGAGGAGGGCCGGAUCAGCAAGCUCCAGCAAGUGGAGUCAGACCCUGUGCGUCUGCAGUCCUUCAGUGGAUCGUGGUUUAAUGAAGAGCGUGCCAAGCGCUAUCAAAGCAGAGGGGCCGAUAUCGUCCAUGCCUCCAUACGACGCAAAAAGCGGGGCAAAGAUAUGCUCGUGAUGUCACUGUUUGAGGAUCAGAAAGAACAGAGUUCGACUGAGAAGCAGAAAGAAAGCACAGAAGAGAACACAGCUGAUUUGAAAAACACAGGAAAAACAGAAGAUAAAGCAGAAAGGGAAACAGACGAAGAAAAAAGAGACAGUUCCAACCUCAGUGUGGCCCCUGAACCACGGCCCAGGACGAAAUGCAUCUCCAAGAAGAAUGCAGAGAACACAGAAGGUAGUUCGGGAUUUGAAGGAAGUGUUGAAGGUUCAGAGGUUGUAGAUGAUGGAGUACUGCAGAACACAUUGCCAACUCUGCAAGUGGACUCAGAAGAUGAUAUCGACUCUGGCAGCACUGAACUGGACGACACUAGAUUCGGCUCAGUUAACAGCUUGCACUCAAAUCAUAUGAUGAGUGGAAGCCUGAUGAGUCUGUACAGUGUGGGGGAUUUUGGAGGUGUUACCGUGACUGGGAGGAUUCAGUUCUCUCUUAAUUAUGACCCAAAAAGGGAGGAACUUCAUGUUCGUGUGUGUCGCUGUCAGGAUUUGGCUCCAGCACGCAACAACCGCUCCGACCCGUACGUGAAAGUGUACCUCCUCCCAGAUAACACAUCUCGCAGUAAAAGGAAGACUUCAGUAAAGAGGAAAACCCUAAAUCCUGUGUACGAUGAAACACUUAAAUAUAAAGUGCGUAAAUCGGAGCUGCAGGCACGUGUGCUGAGUGUAUCUGUGUGGCAUUUGGAGCGUGUGAGGAGGAACCUGUUCCUGGGGGAGGUGGAGGUGGGGCUUACUCAGUGGGACUGGGGACGGAGUCAACCCACCUGGUAUCCCCUCCAGCCCAGGGUACAAAUGAAUCCUGAUGCUAUCAUCAGCAGAGGAACAGUCUUAUUUUCACUGAAAUUCGUACCUGCUGGCUCUGAGGGAGGAGGGUAUCCUCUGACUGGUGAGCUACAUAUAUGGCUGAGGGAGGUCAUUGGACUCCUUCCUCCAAAGCGUGGUGUUCCUAAUACCUAUGUGAAAAGUGUAGUUUUGCCAGAUGAGAGUGGCGUUAGUGGUCAGCAAACGCGGGUGGUCCGUGGCUCAGUCAGUCCUGUGUUCAACCACACAAUGGUGUAUGACGGCCUGCAGCCUAGUGACCUCACACAGGCAUGCACAGAGAUCACUGUCUGGAACUCCUCCAACUGCCUGGGAGGAGUGCGCCUCAGCAUAGGCUCAGGUGUGAGUUACGGUCAGACGGUUUGUUGGAUGGACUCCACUGAAGAGGAGAUGAGUGUGUGGAAUACAGUCAUUGGAAACCCAAACAACUGGGUGGACGCUGUGCUGCCCAUCAGAACCAACCUCCAGCUGUGCUCAGAGUAAUGUGCCUCUGCCAGGCAGCUUUGUCCAUGAAAUGGAACAGUCCUGCAAUUUCUCUUACAUUUCCAGUGUAGCUCUUCUAAAAAGGGUAAACAUUUAUUAGGACAGUCUAGCAGGCACUAAAGCAUAUUUGUGAAAGGAUUUUCAAUUGACAGCAUGGUUUAGGGAUCAAGGCUAUUCUUCUUAUGUGACUGGAGAACUGGCCCUUAAAUGGUCCCUUCUGUUUGAGAUCUAGCCAGAAACAGAGCAGAUAUGGUUAUGGGUUCAAGGUCAUUCAAGAUCAAGGCCUGUGCACCACUGAAACUGUGAUUUUGGCUUCUCUAGUCCUGUUGGUCAAAAGAAUUAAAAAAAAAACUUUAGCAUAAUCGUAAAUCAGUGACACACAAGGCCAGACUAAGCCGAGAACUAAAAUGCAUUUCCAAUGCAAGUUUCUUAUUAAUAAUACAUUGAGAACUCACUUAGACUAAAAACAAAUACAUUAAAGAUAAUAAACAAUCUUAAUACUCAAUCAAAUUUCACUGGUGGAAAUAAAUUUAAAGAAUUUAAAUAAACAUGCAGUUGUCAGAAUAAAUGAAGACCAGCCUAAAUCUUUCAGUAAUUAUGAACCUCACAAAUCUUAGUUUUAUAGCAUGAGAUGAAAAACUUCACUGAACAGCAUCAAGUCUUAACAGUCUCUUUUUAAAUGGCACAGUCUAAAGCACAAUACUGAAGAGAUUUGGUUACUGUUUUGUGUUUGUCUGUGUCUUGGUGUUACAGGGAAGUAUUCUUAAAAUGAUAAAAUGUAACUGAAAAUGUUGCACAAUGUCUCUAGAACACGUGUAAUAUGAUAAUUUGUCACAUUUUGUUACAUUUAUACUUUGUUAAAUGCUUUAGUAUAAGUAGCUUUAGACAUUAUUGUCCGUUAAAUUGUGUAGAUGAUCACCAUACAUCUCUAACACUCCUUCACCCCCCUUUAGCCCCUCUUUGGGCACCACUGGUGUGCCUGGAUUCAGGUUCAAGUCAUCAGGUUGAAGACAUUCCUGUCCAUGUCUGGGAUUCUUCGAGCAAGCACAGCAUUCUGAUUGAUGGGCUUCCUCUCUAAGCCAUUGCUAAAUUAAAUGGAAGUCAGGUAUCUGCAGGGUUAAAUGUUCUCCUACAAGUGGACUUUCAGAAAGGAGUUGGGGCUCAUAUGCUGGCCUUUCCUUUUGCUAGACUGGUGGUGCUGUUGUGCAAUAAUGGAAAGAUCCUCCUUUUUAUGCUCCACUUCCUUUGGCCAGUGUCUAAAUAAGGUAUAGGGGAUCAACACUUUUUUUAAAAUUCCACACAGAAAGCAUCAUGUGUUUUUGUUGGUUCCUGGUGGUUUUGUAAUGUGCUUUUCAUGAUGCUUUGAUCACACAAUAUAAAGUAUUCUAAUGGUUUAACAGGUGUUUUGGGACUGAUACCAGAUGCACUUACUGGUUUUCUAGUGGGCUUUAAAUGUGUCCUAAAGGAAACUAGCGGUCUCUGAGGGUAACCAUCAAGCCAAUUUUCAUUAGUAUGCACUACUAUUAGGUUUUCAGCAGGGAUGCUAAAAAAGAAGUAGUUGUUUUUAUUAUAGUAACAGACUCAACACCUUUUGUAACUGGCAAAGUAGUUCAUGAAAUAAAUAGAAUCAAAUAGAAAUUUGA
Molecule: messenger RNA, 3546 nt
Organism: Pygocentrus nattereri (red-bellied piranha)
Lineage: Eukaryota; Metazoa; Chordata; Actinopteri; Characiformes; Serrasalmidae
Gene: sytl1
Product: synaptotagmin-like 1
Exons: 15
Coding region: 290-1903 (537 amino acids)
Biological process (GO): intracellular protein transport; exocytosis
Cellular component (GO): exocytic vesicle; plasma membrane
Molecular function (GO): small GTPase binding; neurexin family protein binding
Source: RefSeq, a predicted model, not a curated record